Phragmites australis (common reed) is the source of this 1483-nucleotide messenger RNA. RefSeq names its product protein transport protein sec31-like. The record is from RefSeq and is a predicted model, not a curated record. The transcript has 3 exons. NCBI's taxonomy places the organism in Eukaryota, Viridiplantae, Streptophyta, Magnoliopsida, Poales, Poaceae. Bases 81 to 704 code for a protein of 207 amino acids.
AAAUGCCUUCCAAGAUCUCAUAAGAGCAUCAGGCACGAGCCUUGUAAAUAUUCUGCUCCUUGAAAAUUCCUGCAGGCCGCAUGCUUUUUUCUGUACUACUUAAAAAUGACGUCAUCGCGUUCCGGGUUCCGCCUCAUCGCGUUCCGCUCCCGCAUUUUCCGCGCACCUCCCCGCCCGCAUCUUCGCGCCGCACGUUCGCAUCUCUAGCGCCCGCACGUCCCCAUCGCUCGCUCGCCUGUCAUCGCCGCCUCCUUCCUUUCCACGCCGCCACCGAGAUCUCCAAGGUUGCCUGCCUCCUCUCCGCUCGCCCCACCGCCUCCAUUUUCACCCGCCGCCUCCUCACCACCGGUAUCCUCACACCCGCCACCUCUUCACUGGCCUCGCCAUCCUCUGUUGGCCCUGCCUCUGCUCAAGCUCCACCCCGUCGGCGCUGCCUCCGCACAGAUCCUCCCGUUCAGUGCGGCCUCCGCUCGGACUCCCCUUCAUCCCUCGUUUCUUCACGCCCAACGAAGAGUCAGGGAAGAGGCCAAGCCGAGCCCGGCCCCGCGCAGUGCCCGCUGUUCAGCGCCGUCGUCCUCACGAACGCGACGCGACUCCGCCUCGUUGCUCCUCCAUCUUGGGACACUCGCCGACUCCUCCACAGGUCCCCACAUCCGAAAUCUGCUAUCAUCAUUAAGUUCGCCUACCCGUUUUUUUUACGGUAACUGCUUGUUGGGAGCAUGGAAAUUGUUUUGUUUGGAGCUAGAAAUUGUAAGGUCGACCGGUUGGGAUUGUGUGGGAGCAUUUUUGAGGCUGUUGGUGUGUCUGGGGAGGAGGCUUUAGGUGUGAAGUGUGCUGGAAGUUGUCUACCUCUGUGGAUUCAGCAUUACAUUGGUUUUCUGCAAGAAAUUAGGGUUCGGAGAUACCAUCAAGCUUUUGUAAUUUCUGCGAAUUUGUGGUUUGAGCGUAGAGGGCCUACUUGGUUUGAUCAAUUUGGAUAUGGAGUAGGUAGUACUCAAAGUAAUGAGCUGCACAUAGCUAAAACUUUAUGGGUUGGUGCCCAAUGUUUUCCCUUAAUUUCAAAUGAUGGAGGUUUGCGAGCAAUUUGAUUGGUGAGCUAAGCAUAACUGUUAUUAAUUUCAGAUGAUGUAGUCUACCUUUUUUUAGUUUACUUCCUGUUGUAUUAGCUUAUCUGGAAACUAGUAGUAUUUAUCGUCACAACACAUUUACUCAGUUUGAUAGUAACGAGUUGCUAUAUUUACUUUUGAUGAGUUCUGCCGAAGUUGAAUGGUUGGAGAUACUGAAUAAUUCAGUAAAUUUUUUAUCCUUACGAAAUGUGCUUUAUGACAACCUUACCACCAACUCUCCAGCAGACAACCAGCCUUGAUAAUACUGAAGAGCUGCUUUGUGGUUUGGGUUGAACAUUAUUCCUAUCAUUUUUCUAUUAAUUUUGAUUUAUGGUUUCUUAACCGUGUUGUCUGAUGUUGGUUCUAACUUCCAUUGA